Messenger RNA from Hemibagrus wyckioides, 5591 nucleotides. Its product is annotated as intraflagellar transport protein 172 homolog. Bases 206 to 5446 code for a protein of 1746 amino acids. Gene Ontology annotation, cellular component: axoneme; intraciliary transport particle B; ciliary basal body. Gene Ontology annotation, molecular function: protein binding. Gene Ontology annotation, biological process: intraciliary transport. The record is from RefSeq and is a predicted model, not a curated record. Lineage: Eukaryota; Metazoa; Chordata; Actinopteri; Siluriformes; Bagridae. The transcript has 48 exons.
UAUUUUUUUUACGAGUACGAUACAUAUGACGCGGAUUUGACGCCAUAUGAGCGUUCCAGUGCGCGAAUACGUCAUAACUUGUAGACUUGACGACGGAUAACCAGACCAUUACUUCUUCGCCUAAGGCAGUGACCGUUUUACCGUUUUUACGCAGUGCGAAUACAAAACCAUUAUCAACUGUGUAUUCAUCUCGUUUCAACGAACUAUGCAGCUGAAACAUUUGAAGACGUUGAUUCCUCCAAAGGAGAGAGGUGCAAAGGUUACAUGCAUGGCCUGGGCUCCGAAUAAUAGAAAGUUUGCAGUGUGUACUGUGGAUAGAGUGGUUUUGCUGUACGAUGAACAGGGAGAUAGAAGAGACAAGUUUUCUACAAAGCCUGCAGACCCGAAAUAUGGGAAGACACACUAUGCGGUCAAAGCUAUGGCAUUUUCUCCAGACUCCACCAAAAUUGCCGUUGCUCAAACCGACAAUAUUGUGUUUGUGUACAAAAUCGGAAGCGAGUGGGGAGAUAGAAAAGUUAUCUGCAACAAAUUUGUGCAGACGAGCGCUGUAACAUGUCUGCUCUGGCCAGCUGAUGAUUCUAUAGUGAUUGGACUUGCAGACGGGAAGAUUCGAGUGGCCAACACGAAAACCAACAAAUCGUGUAGUAUCUACAAAACAGAUUCCUACGUCGUCUCAUUAGCCUCGAAUGUCUCUGGGAAAGGAAUCCUGUCAGGACAUGCAGAUGGGACAGUCGUGCGCUAUUUCUUUGACGAUGAAGGCUCAGGGGAUUCUCAGGGUAAAUUGCUGACCCAUCCGUGCGCCCCGUAUGCUCUGGCUUGGGGAAGCAACAGCAUCGUCGUAGCUGGGUGUGAUAAGAAGAUCGUAGCCUACGGGAAGGAAGGACACGUGCUUCAGACGUUCGAUUACAGCCGUGAUCGCUCGGAGAAGGAGUUCACGGUGGCAGCGUCAAGCCCCAGCGGCCAUUCGGUGGUGUUGGGUAGUUACGACAGAUUGAGAGUUUUUAACUGGAAUCCUCGAAGAGGUGCUUGGGAUGAAGCUGCUCCUAAAGAAAUCCCUUAUCUCUAUACCAUCACGGCUCUGGCCUGGAAAAAAGAUGGCUCACAACUCUGUCUGGGCACUCAGUUUGGAGGUGUUGAGCAGUUUGACUGCUGCCUUCGCAGGAGCAUCUACAAGAACAAAUUUGAGAUGACUUAUGUUGGCUUGAGCCAGGUGAUCGUGAAGAACCUUUCCACUGGCACACGAGUGGUGCUCAAGUCUCAAUACGAGUUCCAUGAGGUGAAAAUCAUGGGGAAGGAUCGCUACUUGGUGGCCCGCACCUCCAACACCCUUCUGCUGGGAGAUCUGGUCUCCAAUAAACUGAGCGAGGUGAUGUGGCAGGGCUCUGGAGGAAAUGAGAAGUUCUUCUUCGAAAACGAAACCGUGUGCAUGAUCUUCAAUGCAGGAGAACUGACCUUGGUGGAAUACGGCAAGAAUGACAUCUUAGGAUCUGUGCGCACCGAAUUGAUGAACCCACACCUUAUCAGUGUCCGUCUAAAUGAGAGAAAACAGAGAGGAGUGGACGAUAACAGGAAGUUAGCCUACCUGAUCGACCUCAAAACUAUCGCCAUAGUGGACCUGGCUCUGGGUUGUAACCUUGGGACCGUUAGUCAUGACUUGGAGAUCAACUGGCUGGAGCUAAACGAGACCGGACGCAAGCUGCUCUUCCGGGACAAGAAGUUACGGCUGAACCUGUUUGACAUCGAGAGCGGAGUGAAAACCACCAUCCUGAGCUUCUGCUCCUACACGCAGUGGGUUCCAGGCAGCGACGUGGUGGUGGCUCAGAACCACAACAACCUGUGUGUCUGGUACAACAUCAACAGUCCAGAGCAGGUCACCAUGCUCCCUCUGAAAGGAGAUGUUGUUGAUUUGGAGCGGGCGAACGGGAAGACCAAGGUGAUGAUGUUGGAGGAAGAGAACACAGUCUCCUACACGCUGGAUGAAGGACUGAUCGAGUUCGGAACUGCCAUUGAUGAUGGAGAUUUUAACAGAGCCACAGAGUUCCUAGAAACGCUAGAAAUGUGUGAUGAGACUGAAGCUAUGUGGAAGACACUGAGCAAGCUGUCUCUGGAGGCACAGCAGCUGUACAUUGCAGAGCGGUGCUUUGCAGCUCUAGGGAACGUGUCCAAGGCUCGCUUCCUGAAAAAGACCAAUCAGCUUGUCGACUGCAUCUCAAAGGAAUACGGAGGCGACGGCAAAGAGCACUAUAAAGUGAAAGCACGGCUAGCGAUGCUGGAUAAUAACUAUAAACUCGCUGAGAUGAUCUACUUAGAACACGAUGCAGUCAAUGAGGUGAUGGAAAUGUACCAAGACCUACAAAUGUGGGACAAAUGCAUCGCUAUAGCAGAGGCAAAGGGUCUCCCAAAAGAGGACAGUUUGCGGCGCAGCUACUUCGCUUGGCUGAUGGACACCAAACAAUACCAGAAAGCCGGGGAAAUGAAGGAGAGCGAAGGGGACUACGUAGGAGCCGUGAACUUUUACCUGAAGGCGGGACUUCCGGCCAAAGCGGCCUGGCUAGUCAUGAACAGGGACGAGCUCCUGUCCAGCAACAUCGUCACCCGCAUUACCUCUGCUCUCAUCAAGCAGGAGUUCUAUGAGCGAGCAGGAGACCUCUUCGAGAGGAUCAGUAAUAACCAGCAAGCGCUCGAUAGUUACUGCAAAGGCCAUGCUUUCAAAAAAGCUGUGGAGUUGGCGCGUGUGGCCUUUCCUUCUGAAGUGGUGAAGCUGGAGGAGGCCUGGGGAGACUAUCUCAUCCAGCAGAAAGAAAUGGAUGCUGCAGUCAGUCACUACAUCGAGGCUGGGUGUGGUAGCAAAGCGGUGGAAGCAGCAAUUGGAGCACAUCAGUGGAAGAAAGCCCUGCACAUCGUGGAGUUACAGGAGGACAAAGCCUCAGCAAAAUACUGCCUGAAGAUCGCUCAGCACUAUGCAUCUCUAGAGGAAUACGAGGUAGCAGAGCGUCUGUUUGUGAAAGGAGGCCAUAUCAAAGAUGCCAUCGACAUGUACACUGAAGCGGGCAGAUGGGAGCAAGCUCACAAGCUUGCUGUGAAUUGCACGAGUCAGAGUGAAGUGUCUGAGCUCUACAUCAGUCGUGCCGUCGAGUUGGAGAAGGAGGGGAAGUACAAAGAAGCUGAAAGGCUGUUCUGCACUGUUGGAGAGCCUGAUAUGGCCAUCACCAUGUACAAGAAGAAAAAGCUCUACGAUGACGUGAUCCGUCUGGUUGCCAAACACCACAAAGAGCUGCUCCAGGAGACUCACAUUCACUUAGCCAAAGAGCUGGAGGUCGAGGAAAGAUUCCAGGAGGCGGCGUAUCACUACAUUCAGGGUGAAAAUUGGAAAGCGGCGGUCAAGAUGUACGCGACAAACGAGAUGUGGGAGGAAGCGUAUAGAGUGUCGAAGAGCCACGGGACAGCCAGCACCCACAAGCAAGUGGUGUACCUGUGGGCCAAGAACCUGGGAGGAAAGGCCGCUGUUAAACUUCUCAACAAGUUCAGCAUGCUGGAGGACGCCAUCGAUUUUGCAGCCAAAACCCAUUCAUUUGACUUCGCCUUUGAGCUGGCGCGAUUAUCCUCGAAACACAAGAUCCCAGAACUCCACCUGAAGAAUGCCAUGUUUCUGGAAGAUGAGGGUAAAUUUAGCGAAGCCGAGACGGAGUUCAUCAAAGCAGGAAGGCCGAAGGAGGCGGUGCUGAUGUACCUACAUAUACAAGACUGGACCGGGGCACUGCGUGUGGCUGAGGCUCAUGACCAGGACAGUGUGGCUGGUGUGCUGGUGGAGCAGGCCAAGUGCUGCCUCAAGCAGAAAGACUUCCAGAAAGCAGAAGCUCUUCUUCUUCGUGCCCAGAGACCCGAGCUGGUCAUCAAAUUUUACAGAAAAGCCGAGAUGUGGAGUGACGCCAUUCGGGUCUGUAAGGAGUACUUACCCAGUAAACUGCGCGUUCUCCAGGAGGAGUAUGAGAAAGAGAUCACAGAAAGUGGCAGUCGCAGUGCAGAGGGUAUGAUCGAGCAGGCCCGGGAGUGGGAGCAGAGCGGUGAAUACGCUCGGGCAGUGCGCUGUUACCUGAAGGUCAAUGAUCUGUCCGACACGUCCCUUCUGGUCAAAUGUUGGAUGAAGGCAGCAGAAUUAGCCAUCAAGUUUUUACCGCGUGAGACAGCUGUGAGAGUGGUUCAGACUGUAGGACCACGUCUGGUGCAGCAGAAAAACUACACUGCGGCAGUUGAACUGUUCCUCAGCUUGGAGCUCGUUAAGGAAGCUGUAGAUGCAUUCAUAGAGGUGGAAGAAUGGAACAAAGCCAAGCGGAUAGCCAAAGAGUUGGACGCGAGGCUGGAGGGAUACGUUGACCAGCGUUACAAAGAACACCUGAAAAACAGAGGCGAGGUGGACUUGCUGGUUGGAGUGGACGCCAUGGCCGCGUUAGACAUGUAUGCAGAGCAAGGCCAGUGGGAGAAGUGCAUCGAUGUCGCAUCUAAACAGAAUUUUAAGGUGCUGCAUAAAUACUGUGCUCUGUAUGCCACCCACCUGAUCAAAGAAGGCGAGGCAGAGAAAGUGCUUGACCUCUACGUGCAGCACGGGAUGCCGGCCAAUCCAGAGAACUUCAACAUCUACAAGCGCAUGUUCUUAGAGCUGGUGAACCUCAAGGACAGGAACGACGCCAAAGCCUUUCGGAUGUGGGCUAACCUGAGAGAUGUUUUACACUCGCUGUGUGAGAACCUGAAGAAGUCUUCAAAAGCCAACUCUCCAGCCCAUAAAGUCUUCGAGCAGAUGCUUGUGAUCGCUCACUAUUAUGCAACCCGCUCAGCAGCGCAAGGCAUCGAGCAGCUGAGUCCUUUGGCGGCCAAGUUGUCCAUCUCACUUCUUCGGCACACAGAGAUCAUCCCAGCAGAUAAAGCUUUCUAUGAAGCCGGCCUGGCGGCAAAGGCUAUUGGCUCGGAGAACAUGGCCUUCAUUUUCUUCAACCGCUUCCUGGAUUUGGCAGAUAGUAUUGAAGAGGGAAAGCCGAAUACGUUGGACCACACAGACUUCCAGGACACAGACAUUCCCUCUGAGGUUCCGCUUCCAUCAAAGCUCCAUGUCACUGUGGACAAGACGGAGAAGAUCAAGGACUGGCUUCUGACUGUUUCCAUGGAGCAGCGAUUUGAACCGGUUCUACCCAGAGAUGAGAGAGGAACGUACGAGGCCUCGCUGCUCGCCACUAACACCGGCAUCCGCUCGUUACCCUGCGUCAUUACAGGUUACCCUGUUCUCCAUGACGGAAUGGAGUUCAAUGGACCGGGCAUGGCGGCUAACAGGAACGACUGGAAUAAAUUCCUCAUGGCUACCAAGACCACUCACAGUCCCGAGUGCCAGGACGUACUGAACUUUAUAUCACGCUGGUGUGGUGGACUUCCAUCUGGUGGAUUCACCUUCCAGUAAGAGGAAACAGCAAGGUCACUGAACCAAGCCAAGCCAAGCCUCGAUCUGGUGCUUGAGGGGAGGAGAGAAGGAGAGGAGAAGCGAUGCCACUGGCUCACAGUUGGUGCAGGGCCGAGUACCUGCAAAGAUGGACCAGUUGUGAUGG